CUUCCUCUUCCGCAUCAUUCCUUGGAGGAGGGUGACUCGCUGAGAGGCUCUCUCGCUUUCUUGCCAGGGUGGAAGCAUCAGCAGGAAGAAAAAGAGGAUGCGAAUAAGAGCACUCUGGACAACUGAGAAUAACAAGCAACAUUGAAAAGGAAACCAAAUCAAACCAGAAAUAAAAAUAUUUUCCAUGUCCUUCAGAAAAACCACACAACUCUUCUCCUUGCACAGCAGAUAAUAGACAAAAGGGAAAAAAAUCAAGAAAAGAUUUCAAACUGUAAAAGUAGAGAAUGCGAACACAAGAAUACAAACAUGAAAAGGAGAUUAUUUUUCCCUUCAGGGAGAUAGGGAAAUAUCUAGAAGUCAGUGGGGAGAAAAAGAACAUUUGGGAAUCCACAGCAGGCAGACAUAAUGCAGGUCUCGCCCUGGGAGCAAGAAAAGAGUAGCUUCAACCAAAGCAACACUAAACAAGGGAUCACACAUCAUUUUGACGUCCUCAAGAAUAUCAAUGGUGGAAAAGCUCCACUGAUGAGUAUAUUAUGGGAAAGAUGCAGAUUUCAAAUCACAGAUAAUUAUAAACAAAAUGAUCCACAUCGGAGAAAUGCCGUACAAAUACUCUGAAUGUAUCAAAAGCCUUUCUCAGAAAAGCUCAGGAGAAGGACCCACAAAGGAGAGGAACUGUACAAAUGUUCCCAACAUGAUAAACGAUGUGCGAACAUGGCCGCUUGGUGAUACAUUAUAGGACUCACACCAUGCAGAAACCCUUUGAAUGCUCUGAUUAUAGGAAACAUUUUAGUCACAACUUCAGUCUAGUGAUACACUAGAAGAUGCACACAGAAAAGAAAUCAUAUGAGUGUCCAGAUUGUGGGAAAAGUUUCAUUGCAAAUUCCCACCUUGUGAGACACCAGAGGACUCACACAGGAGAAAAACCAUUUGAAUGUCCUGAUUGUGGGAAAAGUUUCAGUCAGAAUUACGAACUGGUGAUACAUCAAAGGAAUCACAUAGGAGAGAAACUAUUUGAAUGUACUGAUUGUGGGAAAAGUUUCAGUCGGAAUUCUAGCCUGGUGAUACACCAGAGGACUCAUACAGGAGAGAAACCGUUUGAAUGUCCUGAUUGUGGGAAAAGUUUCAGUCAGUAUUCCAGCUUGCUGAUGCACCAGAGGACUCAUACAGGAGAGAAACCGUUUGAAUGUCCUGAUUGUGGGAAAAGUUUCAGUCAGUAUUCUAGCCUGGUGAUACACAUAAGGACUCACACAGGAGACAAACCCUUUGCAUGUGCUCAUUGUGGGAAAAGGUUCAGUCACAGUUCCAGUCUGGUGACACACCAGAGGACUCACACAGGAGAGAAACCAUUUAAAUGUCCUGAUUGUGGGAAAAAUUUCAGUGAAAAUUCCAACCUGGUGAAACACCAGAGGACACACAUGGGUGUGAAAGCGUAUGAAUGUCCAGAUUGUGGUAAAAAUUUCAGUCAGAAUUCCUACCUGGUGAAACACCAGAGGACUCACUCAGGACAGAAAUCAUAUGAGUGCCCAGAUUGUGGGAAAAGUUUCAUUAGAAAAUUCCAGCUCACAAGUCACCAGAGAAUACACACAGGAGACAAACCCUUUGAAUGUACUGAUUGUGGGAAACGUUUCAGUCACAAUUCCAGCCUGGUGAGACACCAGAGGACUCACACAGGAGAGAAAUGUUUUGAAUGUGCUCUUUGUGGGAAAAGUUUCAGUCGGAAUUCCAGCCUGGUGAUUCACCAGAGGACUCACACAGGAGAGAAACCGUAUGAGUGUCCAGAUUGUGGGAAAAGUUUCAGUCACAAUUCCAACCUUAUGAAACAUCACAAGACUCACACAGGAGAGAAACCCUUUGAAUGUCCUGAUUGUGGAAAAGGUUUCAGUCAGAAUUAUGAACUGCUGAUACACCAGAGAAAUCACACAGGAGAGAAACCAUAUGAGUGUCCAGUUUGUGGGAAAAGUUUCAGUAAAAAUUCCAACCUGGUGAACCAUCAGAGGAUUCACACUGGAGAGAAACCAUAUGAGUGUCCAGAGUGUGGGAAAAUGUUCCGUCAGAAUUCCCAUCUGGUGAAACACCAAAAAACACAUACAGGAGAGAAACCUUUUGAAUGUCCUAUUUGUAGGAAAAGUUUUAGUCGGUACUGCAGCCUGGUGAACCACCAGAGGACUCACACAGGAGAGAAACCUUUUGAAUGUCCUGAUGGAAAAUGUCCUAUUUGUGGCAAAUGGUUCAACCAGAAUUCCAACAUGGUGAUUCACCAGAGGACUCACACAGGAGAGAAACCCUUUGAAUGUCCUGUUUGUGGCAAAAGUUUCAGUCAGAAUUCCAGCCUGGUGAUACACCAGAGGAUUCACAUGGGAGAGACCUGUCAAAUAUCCAAUUUGUGGAUGGUACUUCAGGUGUGAAUCACCCCUUUUUCAACACAAGGAAUGCGACAUGAGACAAAAGUUGAUGAAUUUAGAGAAGGCUUCAUUUUCAUUUCUGAUCUCCCAUUGAGACUGUAGGUGAGAAAUUGACUAUUUGAAUUCUGGCCUAAUGCCAGAAUAAAUAAAAAUAAAACAAGGAUAGAGAAAACA
Messenger RNA from Crotalus tigris (Tiger rattlesnake), 2576 nucleotides. RefSeq names its product zinc finger protein 84-like. The transcript is spliced from 3 exons. The record is from RefSeq and is a predicted model, not a curated record. Gene Ontology annotation, molecular function: RNA polymerase II cis-regulatory region sequence-specific DNA binding; DNA-binding transcription factor activity. Gene Ontology annotation, biological process: regulation of transcription by RNA polymerase II. Bases 822 to 2405 code for a protein of 527 amino acids. Lineage: Eukaryota; Metazoa; Chordata; Lepidosauria; Squamata; Viperidae.